GAUAUUCCAUCUCGGGUGACGGCAGCUUGGGCCCGGAGGCUAGACAGACGUUGUUGGAUAUGGGUUUCUUUAUGCCUGGGACCAAGAAGCGUACGUCAGCGGAAGCGCUGGAGGAACCGCCUCUGGAUGAUAUUCCUUUUAGUGAACUGCGGUCUGGAUGCGAGGGGCCGCCUAUGGUGGGAAACUUCUCUGGCAAUGUUGAUGAGUUCGUGGAUGGCUUUGGCAGGUGCUCUCCGGGACGCUGGAAGCCUUCAAAUCGGGGGCGACGCCUCUCGGAUUCGGCCCGGGGCUUUGCGGAAGGCCUCAGAGGAAGGGUGCAAAAAAGUGUACUGGAGUGCGUUCCUGAUGUGGCGAGGGCCACUUUUCGGCUGGCGACAGGGAAAUGGGAUGGACCACUGUUCCCGAAGGACAAGCUUGACACUCUGCGUGAAGACUGGUUUCGGAUGUUACCUGAUCCUGAGAGGGCCAAGGAGGUGACACCGGGGCAACCGUUUUUCUUGAGGGCUAUUGCUCAAACAUUGGAGAUUCUGGAGGACCCCGACUUCGGGAUUGUCGAACAGGGAAAAUACUGUUUCUGCAACGGCGUUGAAGUUGGGCACUUACGUCCUUUGGGCCCUGUCCCUCAAGUUUAUCGCCUGAGGAGGAAGGAUCAGAAGUACGAUGAUUCUUCCUGGGAACCGGAGAUGCGAAACCACGGGGAAGGGCCGGAGGUGGAGCGUUCUCUGCAAGAGGCCUUUGAAAAGGAAGAGCGGGAAGGCAGGAUGUUCCCUUUAUCUUUGGGAGAAGCCAAGAAAAGGUACCCUGGCAACCAGUUGAGGAUAGCGGCACAGGCGGUGAUCCCAAAACCGGACAUUGAUUUUCGAGUGGUUCAUGACGCCACCCACGGCGUCCAGGUGAACAACGAGAUUGUGAUGAAGGAUCGUCUGGAGUCUCCUGGAUCCUGGGAGGUUGCUGCUAUACAGAAGCUGGGGUCCUCGUCUGACGAAAAGGUUUUCUUUGGAAUUGUGGGUGAUGUUUCUAAGGCCCAUAGGAGGUACUUGCAUCACCCGGAGCAAUGGGGAGUCCUUGCUUGUAGGACUCACUCGGAGUCUCAGGUGCUUUGGAUAAAUAAAACAGGAACGUUCGGAGUGGCUUCUGCGGCCUACUGGUUUUCGAGACUCACUGGAUUGGUGGGCCGGCUUUCUUUUCGAGUGCUACUGGAGACCUUUAUCUUCAUGCUCAUCUACGCGGAUGAUCUUCACCUGGUCAGUGGAGGUCGCAACCGCUGGAUAAACAUAUGA
Molecule: messenger RNA, 1280 nt
Organism: Symbiodinium pilosum
Lineage: Eukaryota; Dinophyceae; Suessiales; Symbiodiniaceae
Source: the annotation of a GenBank genome assembly